Molecule: messenger RNA, 3090 nt
Organism: Acipenser ruthenus (sterlet)
Lineage: Eukaryota; Metazoa; Chordata; Actinopteri; Acipenseriformes; Acipenseridae
Product: interleukin-12 receptor subunit beta-2-like
Exons: 16
Coding region: 185-2644 (819 amino acids)
Biological process (GO): cytokine-mediated signaling pathway
Cellular component (GO): signaling receptor complex; membrane; external side of plasma membrane
Molecular function (GO): cytokine binding; cytokine receptor activity
Source: RefSeq, a predicted model, not a curated record
AGCACAAAGUGAAGAGUGUGGGUGACUGGUGAUUCAUCACAAUGAUCUGGUACUUUAUUUAACAUUCACGCAGACAACAUUAACAGGUCAUUUCAGAGAAUCUGUCAAAUAAAAUGGAAGCGCUCGAAACGUCUACCAUAGCAAUCUCUCCAGUCGUUAUUUAAAGGAGCCAGAUGCCUUUCACAUGAAGUGUUCUGUGGGACCGAGCUGGGUUACCUUUAACUUGAUUGUUCUUCUAUGGGGUAGAGCAGCAGGAAUAGAAAUUUGCACUGAGGGUGCUGCUUUCUCUGUGCCUGGGCAGGUAGUCCAGCUAGGAACAAACGUCACAGUAUACUGCACCUUCAAAAAGUCUACUAAUGGAUGCAGAACAGCAAUUUACCAGGAUUCAAAUGAGAUACGCGAUCGUCACCAAUACAAUUCCUCUACCAUUUAUUUGGAGAUUGCAAACUUGCAGAAGCACAAGGUGGCGUUUGCCUGUAAAACAGAGUGCAAUUCGUUCUCACGCUUGAUCUGUGGGAUUGAUAUUAAAGCUGGAUACCCACCUGACCCCCCCCAGAACCUGACCUGCACUCAGAAUGGACAGCUCGGGGAUGUCACAUGCACUUGGGACAAAGGAAGGGAGCCUUACAUUAAAACCAGCUUUCACUUAAGGAUGAAGAAUAAGACUCAUGAUUUGAAUGGGAUCUGUGAUGACCCUGGCUCUGGAUCUGUGUCUUUUCAUACGCUCAAUGCAGAAUCUGUCUACACAGUCUGGGUUACAUCUUCAAACGCACUGGGAAGUGCAUCUUCCCCACCUCUUAACAUCACACUCAAUGACAUAGUGAAGCCCCAUCCUCCGGUCAUCACUUUGUUUAACUGUGCCUCCUCUGAUUGCACGCUGCACUGGGAGGCUGCACAGAACUGCCAGCUCCUGGAGGUCAGGGACCAGCCCCUGAGCCACAGCACCUGGAAACAUCACACUUUGAACGUGACAGUCGACAGAUUCAUUCUGCCUGGUCUGCAGCCCUUUACAGAUUAUCAGUUCCAAGUGAGGUGCAAGCUGAGCCACACUAAAGGCAUGUGGAGUGAGUGGAGUGAGCCAUUCACUAACAAAACACCGGAAGCCGUGCCUAUAAAAGAGCUGGAUAUUUGGUUUGUGAUGGAAACCCCAGACCCAAACUCCCUCACCCUUGUUUGGAAGAAGCUGAGCCAGUCUGAAGCAAGAGGACAAAUCCUGGGGUACAAAGUGACGUCUCCUUUUCCAUGUAAGGACAAGAUCACUGUAGUCCUGCCAGACUCCGAGAACCACCUCACCGUGACCAGCUCUCACUGCAACCUUACACUGUCAGCCUAUAACUCCAGAGGAAACUCCCCUCCUACAAACAUCAGCAUACCUUUCCAGACAGGUUUUCCUGCACCAGGAAAUGUAACCUGCGUGCGUCACUCUAACGACAGCAUUGUGGUUAAAUGGAGGCCUCCAGUAAACACAGCCCUGGCUUUACAAGGAUAUGUAGUGGAGUGGUCUCCUACCCAGGAUAAACUGGACCUCAGCUGGACAAGACUCCCUCAUGACAAGCUUUCUACGGUCAUAUCAGCGAUGAAACCCUAUGUUUGCUAUAAAGUUAUGGUGAAUGCACUUUAUGAUGAAGGUGUUGGGAAGGCUGGAUUUGUGCAUGCAUACGUUAAACAAUUAGCUCCAACAGAAGGCCCCACGCCAUCUAUAAAACACAUGAGCAGUACAAUGGUAACUGUGCACUGGCAGCAACUUCCAGUGGAACACCGCAAGGGCUGCAUAAGCAGCUACAGCAUUUACUUGAAAAGUCUCAACUCAGCGCACCUCCUAGUGCAUGGACUUAUUGAUGCCUCGCACACUAACUAUACAAUCAAUGGGCUGAAGCCUGGGGCCACCUACCAGGCUUGGAUGACUGCUUCAACUGCUGCUGGCGAGGGACCGAAGAGGGAGUUUGAAUUUACUGUCACUCCAGAAGAAAACCCGCUUGUGUUGUCUUUGACGGGUGCCGCAUUAAUUUUCUUUCUGGUUUGGCUGGCUUUGGUGUGUAUUUGCUGUAACUCAGCAGUAAAUCAAAGGAUGACACUUCUCUGUUCCCGCUUCACACCUCAGUGGUACACGGGUCACGUUCCAGACCCUGCCAAUUGCAAAUGGGCUCAAGAAUACGCUGCUGUAAAGGGGCAGAUGAAGCUAGUUUACGACCUGCAUCUGAGUGACUCCCUGUCCAGCUGUGACGAGCCUGACACUCUUGAAGUCGAGGAGGUGUCCGAGGAGAGCGAUUCAGCCCCCGAAGACCUCGUCAGUGACAAUGGAACCGGUGCUCCAGCAGAGGAAAAGCAAGCAGGCAAGCCAACCAUGCUGCCAUGGUGCAGACCAGAGGAUCUGGCAAUAUAUAAACACCACCUGCCUGGCGCAUAUAUCCAAAGUGUGUCACAGGCGUCUGACAUUAGCGUGCAGACACCAGAAUCCUGUAACACUGAGAUUACUGUGGAUUACAUACCUUCCAACGUGUUACACAUGGGCUCCAGCAAAGAGGAAACCUGCAACUUCUUUGAUGACUUUGCCCCUUCUUUCCCCAGAAGCCCGUUCUCAAAACCUGAAGGGACACUCACUUUGGAUGCAGUGAAAAUAAACUGCAGUUCUUUCCUGGAUUGAACUACCUCACCUUCUGUUAUACUGUAAUUAAAUUGUACUAACUAGAAAUCAUGCACAGCCUGCAUUGCAAAUUAAUAAUGGUGUUAUUUUUGCUUUAUAACAAUGCACUAAAAUCAUGCAGUGAUGUGUGUGUGCAAAGAGGAAAACUGUAAGACAUAAAAGGAUAGCAAAUAAAUGCAUGUUGCUGGUGCAUAGCAUGGUGAAUUGACUGUUCCAACCAGGGACAGUCCCAUAAAUGCUAACCACGAAAUGUGGAUGCAACACCUUUUAAUCACUUCUUUAUAGGAAUCAGCUACUUGGGAUACAGCCAAUAAGAGGCUGAAUAUUGAUCACAGCAAUGUCAGGUAGUAAGAUUUUACAAAAAAAAUUAAAAGUUGCUACAUGCUGCAAAAUUGUCAUACAACAGAUUUUUAACGAUGUUUAACUUUUAAACUGUUAUUUUAUAU